ACCUAUAUAUAUAUAGCACAAAAACCCCUAACCCUUCUCUGUUUUCACUUCCGCAGGCCAAGAUGUCGAAGCGAGGUCGUGGAGGAUCGGCCGGAAACAAGUUCCGGAUGUCGCUGGGUCUUCCAGUGGCAGCGACGGUGAACUGUGCCGAUAACACCGGGGCGAAGAACCUUUACAUCAUAUCGGUGAAGGGGAUCAAAGGUCGCCUGAACAGGUUGCCUUCGGCUUGUGUGGGCGAUAUGGUGAUGGCUACUGUCAAGAAAGGGAAGCCUGAUCUCCGGAAGAAGGUCAUGCCCGCCGUCAUCGUCCGGCAACGCAAGCCGUGGCGCCGAAAGGAUGGCGUCUUCAUGUACUUUGAAGACAAUGCUGGUGUCAUCGUGAACCCAAAGGGAGAAAUGAAAGGUUCGGCUAUCACUGGUCCAAUUGGUAAGGAGUGUGCUGAUUUGUGGCCCAGGAUUGCCAGCGCAGCAAAUGCCAUUGUUUAAGAACUUUGAUUACCGUACAUUUUGAUUAAUUUGGUUGGGAUGUUGCUUUAUUUUUAAAUUUUGUUAGGAAAACAGGAAAGUACUUUGUUUCAAAGAGUUUGGUUUAAGGUGUACUAUGGUUGAAUGAGUUAUGUUUUCGAUAACACCACAGCCUAUGUGAUUUCUCUGCGAUUCUGGUUUAUUUUGUUAUUUUCUUGGCAAAUCGGGGUUAUGUGGAUUGUAUGAUCAAGUUAUAUGUUUGAUAGUCUGCAUUGCUUUGAUGGA
This is a messenger RNA of Vitis riparia (riverbank grape), 749 nucleotides long. RefSeq names its product 60S ribosomal protein L23. The transcript has 4 exons. Bases 63 to 485 code for a protein of 140 amino acids. The record is from RefSeq and is a predicted model, not a curated record. Gene Ontology annotation, molecular function: large ribosomal subunit rRNA binding; structural constituent of ribosome. NCBI's taxonomy places the organism in Eukaryota, Viridiplantae, Streptophyta, Magnoliopsida, Vitales, Vitaceae. Gene Ontology annotation, biological process: translation. Gene Ontology annotation, cellular component: ribosome; cytosolic large ribosomal subunit.